Messenger RNA from Fibroporia radiculosa, 1173 nucleotides. RefSeq lists its product as uncharacterized. Gene Ontology annotation, molecular function: metalloaminopeptidase activity; zinc ion binding; peptide binding. The record is from RefSeq and is a predicted model, not a curated record. Gene Ontology annotation, cellular component: cytoplasm. Gene Ontology annotation, biological process: peptide catabolic process; proteolysis. Lineage: Eukaryota; Fungi; Basidiomycota; Agaricomycetes; Polyporales; Fibroporiaceae. The coding region runs from base 1 to 1173 and encodes 390 amino acids. The transcript is spliced from 9 exons.
AUGUCUGACUCAACCGCAAAUCGACUGCCUACGAACGUGAGGCCGAAACAUUACGAUCUGACUGUCGUUACGGAUUUGGUCAACUCAACAUUCUAUGGAACCGUUAAAGUGAAGUUGGACGUGCAGGAACAAACCUCGCAAAUCAUUUUUCACACCAAAGACUUGGAAUUAUAUCAGCUUGUUGUCUAUUCGGACGUAUUGGGUAUCGGGCAGACAGCGGCGUCAACCUCAUUCGACACGAAGACGGAACGCGCAAUUGUCACCUUAUCCACUGCCCUUCCUGCCAGUUCGAAGGCCGUGCUUGACGUCAGGUUCACAGCAGGGCUUACAGAUUCACUGAUCGGCUACUAUCGCUCCGUAGGUGGAACAGACGCAAAGGACAUCUGUAGCAUCACGCAAUUCGAGCCAACAUCUGCGCGGCAAGCCUUACCAUGCUGGGAUGAGCCUCUGCUGAAGGCUACGUUCGCGGUGACUCUCAUUUCCCGUGCGGACACAGUGAAUUUGAGUAACAUGCCAAUUGUGUCCGAGGUAGGAUACGCGACUGGCUUGGACGCAUGGCUAGAUGGGCGACUUGCGAACUCAAAUGAUCAGUGGAAGAUGACGCGGUUCGAGACCACUCCGCCGGUAGCCCAGGUGUCCUUUGCUUCGCUGCUAAAUUUUGACUCUUUCGCAGAUGUCUACAUAUUUGUUGGCGUACGCGAAUGGUCAUUUUGCGUAUCUGGAAAGCUUCUACACGAGUCCUCUGAGCGGGAAAAUCCGACCGCUGCGUUUGCUGGAUUCGCUCUGGACGUCAAGCGUCAAGCGCUUGUACUGUAUGAGCAGGUGUUUCAAAUCGAAUAUCCACUACCAAAGCUCGACACACUGGUCGUAAGUGACUUUGAUGCAAAUGCGAUGGAGAACUGGGCACGUAGCCCUUCAGAGAGCGGUUUGAUUACUGGCCGAAAUUCGGCAUUCUUGCUUGAUCCAAAGGCAGAAAGUCUAAACGUGAAGAGACAAAUAGCGACGACGGUCACCCAUGAAGUAGCUCAUAUGUGGCUAGUGCUAUUCUCAGAUACUGUGUUGUUUGGCAACAUCACGACCAUGGAAUGGUGGGAUAACCUGUACCUCAACGAAGGCUUCGCUACUUUAAUGGCCAAAGUUACAAUAUUAGGUGAAGAACAAUACCAGAUUUAG